Micromonas pusilla CCMP1545 is the source of this 720-nucleotide messenger RNA. RefSeq lists its product as uncharacterized. The coding region runs from base 1 to 720 and encodes 239 amino acids. The record is from RefSeq and is a predicted model, not a curated record. Gene Ontology annotation, biological process: Golgi vesicle transport; vesicle fusion; intracellular protein transport. Gene Ontology annotation, cellular component: SNARE complex; membrane; endomembrane system. Lineage: Eukaryota; Viridiplantae; Chlorophyta; Mamiellophyceae; Mamiellales; Mamiellaceae. Gene Ontology annotation, molecular function: SNARE binding; SNAP receptor activity. The transcript is spliced from 2 exons.
AUGUCGUCCGCGAACGACCCGUUCUACCUCGUCAAGGAGGAGAUCCAGGAGAGCGUGAACAAGGUCAAGGCGCUGUGCGAUCGCGUCGACCGCCUCCCCGAGGGCAACGGCGAGCGCGUUCGGUACGCGACGUCCGCGAAGAGCGAAUGCGAGAGCGUCUUCUGGCAGCUCGACGAGCUGGACCGCGCGACCGCGAUGGCGGAGCGGGACUUCGCGCGGUUCAAGGUGGACGCGAGCGAGCUGACGUCGAGGAAGCGAUGGACCGCGGCGACGAAGGCGACCGCGAGCGCGCUGUGCGAUAAGGCGAACGGCGUGAUCGAGGCGAGGAAGCGACGCGGCGCGGGGUACCACGGCGGAGGAGGAGGAGACGACGACGCGGCGUCGCGGCAGCAGCAGCGCGCGGCGAACGACGGGUACCUGGAAGCGCAGAGCGACCAGCAGCAGACGCUGCUGCGGCGGCAGGACGUGGACUUGGACGACAUCAGCGCGAGCAUCAGUCGGAUCGGGCAGGUGGGGCUGACGAUCGGAGAGGAGCUCGACACGCAGGGGCGGAUGCUCGACGAUCUCGAGACGGACGUGGAGGGGACCAACUCGAGGCUCAGGGCGGCGCAGAGGAAGAUGAAUCAGGUGUUGAAGAAGGCGGGGGUCAGAGGGCAGAUGUGCAUCAUCGCGAUCUUGACCGGGCUGUUGAUCUUGCUCUUCGCGAUCGCGUUUUAUUGA